Hevea brasiliensis (rubber tree) is the source of this 4787-nucleotide messenger RNA. RefSeq names its product enhancer of mRNA-decapping protein 4. Gene Ontology annotation, cellular component: P-body. The transcript is spliced from 13 exons. NCBI's taxonomy places the organism in Eukaryota, Viridiplantae, Streptophyta, Magnoliopsida, Malpighiales, Euphorbiaceae. Gene Ontology annotation, biological process: deadenylation-independent decapping of nuclear-transcribed mRNA. Gene Ontology annotation, molecular function: protein binding. The record is from RefSeq and is a predicted model, not a curated record. The coding region runs from base 303 to 4514 and encodes 1403 amino acids.
GCAUCUUUGAUUUGUUACUCUUUUUUCUUUUUUCUCGUUGUGGUCUUUUCAGAGUCCCUUGCUCUUCACUCGUGAAGUCUUCUGGGGUUUUUUCUCAUCCUCUUGUUAACCCUUCUCAGAUCUCUCUCUCUUUCUAUCUGAAAAGAACCCCCAAAGCCAAAUAUCUCUACAAAUAUCACCGUAUACGUAUUGAUUGAUUGAUUUGAUUUGAACUCAUAUAAUCAAAGAACAAGACAAACAAUCAAAACCCAUUUGGAAAUUAGAUCUGAAAUCUCAACAAAACCAUUCACAUUCCCAUUUUCAUGGCAUCCCCAAAUCAACAAACCCCACAGUUUGAUAUGCACAAAUUCUUCAUGCCCACAACCACAGCAACCAGCCAAAACUCUUCUCCCAAUCUCAUCAUUCCUCCUCCUACAUCAAUCCCUUCUUCUUCUUAUCCUCCUCCUACUGGUACCCACUCCAACUUCCCCUUCCAAUUCCCACAGCAAUUCCACCAUGUCCCCUCGUAUGCUCCUCCCCAUGACAACCAUACCCAUAACCACCAUCACCCUCCUUCUCCUAUCUCUAAUAUGCCACCGCAGCGCUCUUUGUCGUAUCCUACGCCUCCUCUUCAACCCCAACCUCAACCUCAGCCUCAACAGCAACAGCAGCAAAACCCUUCUCCUCGCAACAAUAAUGAUCGUAGUGGGGCUGAAAUCAUGGCCCUCCUCCGCCCUCCUCCACUGCUUAAUCAAGACCCAACACCGCCACCGCCUCAGCAGCAUCAGCUUCAGCUUCAGCUUCAGCAUCAGCAUACCCCGGAAUUCAGCAACAUUGUUCCACCUCUGGGACCCAUUAGGAUGCCGAGCAGCAAGAUGCCCAAGGGCAGGCGAAUUUCGGGUGAUCAUGUGGUGUAUGAUGUGGAUGUGAGGUUGCAAGGGGAGGUUCAGCCUCAGCUUGAGGUUACCCCCAUCACUAAAUACACUUCGGAUCCUCAGCUGUGCUUGGGAAGGCAAAUUGCUGUCAAUAAAUCUUACAUUUGUUAUGGGUUGAAGCAGGGAAAUAUUAGGAUUCUUAACAUCAAUACCGCAUUGAGGUCCUUGUUUCGCACCCAAUCUCAGAGGGUCACUGACAUGGCUUUCUUCACUGAGGAUGUUCAUCUCUUAGCUAGUGUUGGCAUAGAUGGACGGAUAAAUGUCUGGAAAAUUUCUGAAGGUCCAGAUGAGGAAGAUAAGCCACAAAUUACUGGAAAGACUGUUAUUGCUGUUCAAAUAGUAGGAGAGGGGGACAUUAAAAAUCCACGAGUUUGUUGGCAUUGCUAUAAACAAGAAAUUUUGGUAGUUGGGGUUGGUAAACGUGUUCUUAGAAUUGAUACUAACAAAGUUGGAAAGACUGGAGUCUAUUCAUCAGAGGUUCCUCUUCAGUGUCCUGUUGAAAAACUGAUUGAUGGUAUCCAGUUGGUUGGUAAACAUGAUGGAGAAGUUACUGAUUUAUCAAUGUGCCAGUGGAUGACUACCCGUUUGGUUUCUGCUUCUAUGGAUGGCACGAUUAAGAUUUGGGAGGAUCUCAAGUUGGUUCCUCUUGUGGUAUUGAGACCGCAUGAUGGCCUGCCUGUUUACUCGGCUACCUUCUUGACUGCGACCAACCGACCAGAUCACAUCAUCCUUAUCACAGCGGGGCCCCAGAAUCAGGAAUUGAAAAUCUGGGUCUCAGCCAAAGAAGAAGGAUGGCUUUUACCUAGUGAUGCUGAUUCAUUGAAUUGCAACCAGACCUUAGAACUGAAGAGUUCAGCUGAACCUCGAACUGAAGAGGCAUUCUUCAAUCAAGUUGUAGCUCUGUCCCAAGUGGGUCUCCUCUUACUUGCAAAUGCGAAGAGGAAUGCCAUAUAUGCUGUACACUUGGAUUAUGGUCCUAAUCCAGCGGCAUCUCGCAUGGAUUACAUAUCAGAGUUUACUGUUACCAUGCCUAUCUUGAGUUUAACAGGGACUAGUGAUGUUUUACAUGGCCAAUGUGUUGCUCAGGUUUAUUGCGUCCAGACACAGGCUAUUCAGCAGUAUACUUUGGACUUGUGCCAGUGCUUGCCGCCACUGUUGGAGAAUGUGGGUUCAGAGAAGUCAGAUCCCAAUGUUUCACAUGAUCUAGCUAAUGUUGAAGGAGUUGCUCCUUUGGACUCACGUGGAAGCAACUUUUCUGACAUCCCUACAAGCUCUGCUUCUGUUGAUGCAGCCACUUUGCAUCAUAUUUCCUCUUCUAAUAGUCCCUCUACGCCUCCAGUUUUGACCCCUUCAGCUAGUGACACUGAGAUCACAUGUGUUACAUCAUCUCCUCUUUUCUUGACGCGCAAGGUUUUAACAGAGGUUACGGUUGCAGGAAGGCUUGAGCCAGGUCCUCCACCUGGUGACCAAAGUUUAAAUCAGCCAGUCAUUGAUUAUUCAGUUGACCAGAAAAUGGACACUAUUCACGCAAAUGUAUCAAAUGUUACUUCCUUGGAUAGUGACUCAAGGACUGAUGAGAUGAAAGGCACACAAGAUGGAAAUUCUGGCAUCCUUAAUCCGCCUAUCGUGUUUAAACACCCAACGCAUCUGAUAACUCCUUCCGAGAUUCUAAUGGGUGCUUCAUCUCCUAGUAAUAAUAAUGAUGAGGUCAAGACUGAGGUUGAAACAAAUAUUCAAGAAGUUGUUGUCAUUAAUAAUGUCAGUAAUGCAGAGGUGGAGGUUAAAGUAGUUGGUGAAACAAACUCUACUCAGAAAGAUGAAUUUGGUCACCGUGGAGAACCUAAAAACCCCAUUUCAGAAAACAAGGAAAAAUAUUUUUGUUCCCAGGCUUCAGAUCUUGGUAUUGAGAUGGCCAGGGAGUGUUGUUCCAUAUCAGCAGAAACUUAUACAAUGGAGGAACCUCAGCAAGUUGAUUUUAAUGAUGCGGCUGAGUUUCUUGCCCAAUUGUCUCAUACAAGCGAGGAAGAAGUCCAUGACUCCACAAAAGAUACAUCACGGAAAGUUUCUGAAUCAAGUAUGCCUGCAAUAGUUCAACAAUCAACAACUCCAAAUAUGAAGGGGAAGAAGCAGAAGGGGAAAAAUUCUCAAGCAACAGGUCCAUCUUCUUCUUCUCCUAGUGCUUUUAAUUCAACAGAUUCGUCCAAUGAGCCAAAUGGCACUUCAAGUCUCCCAUCUAUUGAAGUUGCCUUUCCUCAAAUUUUUGCUAUGCAGGAGAUGCUUAAUCAGAUUUCUACCCUGAGUUUGGAAACAAAUUUAGGAAGGGAAAUGGGAGGACUGAAAGCUGAAGAGCUAGUGACCACACAAAAAGAAAUGCAGAAGCAAAUGUCAAAUGUGGUUGCUGUCCCUGUUUCAAAAGAAUGUAGAAGACUAGAAGCAGCUGUAGGACGGAGCAUUGAGAAAGCUGUGAAGGCAAAUACUGAUGCAUUAUGGGCUCGUUUUCAAGAAGAGAAUGCACAAAAUGAGAAGUUAUUGCGAGAUCGCACACAGCAAAUAGCAAGUAUGAUCUCUAACUUUGUCAAUAAGGAUUUGACAGCAAUGUUAGAGAAAGCAGUGAAGAAAGAAUUGGCUUCAGUUGGGCCAGCUAUAGCUCGUUCAAUGUCUCCAGUCAUUGAGAAAACAAUAUCUUCAGCUAUUGCAGAGUCGUUCCAGAGAGGAGUAGGUGAUAAGGCAGUGAAUCAGCUGGAGAAAUCAGUUAAUUCAAAACUUGAAGCAACUGUUGCUAGGCAAAUUCAAGCACAGUUCCAAAUUUCUGGAAAACAAGCUCUCCAGGAUGCCUUGAAGGCUGGUUUGGAAGCUUCUGUGGUCCCUGCCUUUGAGAUGUCGUGCAAAGCUAUGUUUGAGCAAGUAGACUCAACCUUCCGUAAAGGGUUGGUUGAACAUACGACUACAGCUCAACAGCAUUUUGAAUCUGCACAUUCUUCAUUGGCCCUGGCUUUAAGAGAAGCCAUCAACUCUGCUUCAUCAUUGACUCAAACAUUAAGCGGGGAAUUGGCUGAAAGUCAAAGGAAGCUGGUAGCUCUUGUUGCUGCUGGUGCAAACUCGAAUGCAGCAAAUCCCUUGGUUACACAACUGAGCAAUGGACCUUUGGCUGGCCUCCGUGAAAAGGUUGAGACGCAUUUGGAUCCAACAAAAGACCUAUCAAGAUUGAUAUCCGAACACAAAUACGAUGAGGCCUUCACCAUUGCCCUGCAAAGAAGUGAUGUGUCGAUUGUAUCUUGGUUAUGUUCUCAGGUUGAUUUGUGUGGGAUCUUAGCAAUGGUUCCUCUCCCAUUAAGCCAAGGAGUAUUGCUCUCUCUCCUACAGCAGUUGGCCUGUGAUGUUAGCAAGGAUACAGCUCGAAAGCUGGUGUGGAUGACAGAUGUGGCAGCCGCCAUAAACCCAGCAGACCAUAUGAUUGCAAUGCACGUGCGGCCUAUCUUUGAUCAAGUAUCUCAGAUCCUACACCAUCAACGGAGCUCACCUACGAUCACUGGUGUUGAGCUCUCAACCAUCCGUGUUCUCUUGCAUGUCAUCAACUCCGUGCUGGUGACCUAUAAAUGAUCCUCCCUUUCCAACCAUUGUGCAAAUUAUAAUUGAGUUUUGAGGUAGUAGGAACUUUGUACAAAUCUUUGGUGGUUUUUAUGAAAGGUCUCAGGUCUCUUCCUUCUCUUUUUUUUAGGGUAUUUUGGUAGGGGUUAUUUAGAAUUAGUUUCUAGAGGCAACAGGUGCACUGCUUUCGUAUUACGUCUAAUAGUUUAGGUGCUUAGACAUUUUUCCUUUUCAGACUGACCUGUUUCGCAGUCUAAAGAAUUAAUUAUUUUGAUUUUUCUUAAA